AUGGCUGAUCAGACUAUACAGCAAAUGCAACGACGGGAGGAUCGAGUACGUCCGUCGGAAGAGGAGAUAGAGGAGGGAUCCUCAGAUACUCAAACCUUCCAGGCCCCUGAUCUACCUAACCGGAAUUCAUAUCAGAAUAGAGAUCCCGAGUCAGUCUCCGCGUCUUCCAGGUCUGGCCAGUCCCCGUUUACGCCGGCUUCUUUUGUCAAGAAUUAUCAGGACACUCGGGGUUUGUCGCUCGGUGCAGCUUUGAAUCCAGAUCGGCCUGCCGAGGGAGAGCCUUCAAGCCCUUUGGGUAUGCUCCAGCAGAGUUUGCCAGAAGCAGUUAACCCGACGAGAAAGUAUGACCCUGUCGAUAUGGGACUCAUUAGUCGGCCAUCCGCACAGAAUCUGUAUGAAGGGUUCUUCAAGCACUUCAACUGUCUCGUUGGACUACUCGAUCCCAACCUUUAUACAUUCUCAUACACGAGAUCUAGAUCAAAUCUGCUGUUCACCAUGAUUCUCACCAUAUCAUCACGAAUAUUUCAACCAGAGUCCCACAGGCACAUAAGAGAUCAUGCCGAGUCUCUUCUAGGCAGAGCCCUCCUAGCCUGUGAUUCUGCAAUCGAGAACAUCUGGGCCAUCAUCUGUAUGUAUCACUGGAAAGACGCAAACGACACUAGGGGCUACACCCUGAUCGGAUUCGCACUUCGCAUGGCGGCUUCAGCAGAAUGGAACAUGACGCGCAGAAGCGUAUCUUACGAAACGCACGAGUCGGGAGAGCUGCAGGUGCGGCAGAGGAGAGAUAAAGACCGCGUAUGGCUGGCGUUGCGAAACAUUGACCGGACAUCAAGCUACUUCACUGACCGACCUCUAUCAACAACCAUGGUUCUGGAGGAUGUAGCCUCUAGACAGUGGAUGGGCCUGACAGAAUGGACAUAUCUACUGGGAGAUGGCAAGGCAGUUGGUGGCCAUGAGCUGACAUGUAUUGCCAGCAAGCUGUAUGAGAGCAUGAUGAGAACUCGUGUCGACUCUCGUGUUUCUCAAUCACCGCUCGAUUUCGAGACGUUUCAGAAGGAUAUGGAUGACUUUAACAACAGGAUCGCUGAAUGGGGAGACUAUUGGCAGGGUAAAUUCGCUACAUUCCCCAACCCGGAGCCUUUCCAAACACCUUUGAUCUACCUCUUUAGAGAUUACAUGCGUCUUUACUUCAACUCGGUGUUUCUACAUCGAUUGCUCGUCUUAGGAAAUGGAUCUACGCCACAUGAUCUGAUAACUCACACAGCUCGAGUUUGUUUCUGCAGUGCAUUAAGCGUACUGCGACAGGCUAUCGAAUUGGGAGAGUUGGACACCAUCUACUACCUUUGGGAUACAGCCCACCUGAUGAUCGCCUAUUCAGCAAUGAUGGUCCCAAAACUAUUGCGACAGGAUAUCGACGAGUCAUCAGUCUCGAAGACCGAAGCCAUUAAUACGCUUAAUCAGGUUACAUCUGCAUACGUCAAUGCAGCCAAGUCAAUGGACCACUCUGAUCCACAGAACAACACUGUCUUGGCUCAAGCCCAUCUCCUCUCUGCCAUCCUAGCGCGGAUGAAAGCCGAACUGACGCAAGCAAAUUCUGAUAUGAUAUCAAUGGAUAUGCAUGAAAAUCUCUCUAUCUCGGGCCUCUCUUGGAUCGAAGACCAGUUGGACAGAUCUACGUUGUUCUCUGACGCAAGAAUGGAACCAUCGUUGUCGGAGUACGUUAAUAUGGAGGUUCAAAACGUCGAAGGAAUGAGCUCGUUUAUCCCGCAGAUGUACGAGGAGCUUGAUCUCGUGUUGGAUGACGACUUUUUGAACGCGAGAUAUUUUGAGGCGGGGUUGCUGUCACGGAAUGAGCCGGGUAUUUUCAUACAGCCUCAUUAG
Molecule: messenger RNA, 1881 nt
Organism: Fusarium subglutinans
Lineage: Eukaryota; Fungi; Ascomycota; Sordariomycetes; Hypocreales; Nectriaceae
Exons: 5
Coding region: 1-1881 (626 amino acids)
Biological process (GO): regulation of DNA-templated transcription
Cellular component (GO): nucleus
Molecular function (GO): transcription cis-regulatory region binding; DNA-binding transcription factor activity, RNA polymerase II-specific
Source: RefSeq, a predicted model, not a curated record